AAUCAGUAAAGUCGCGUACGACUCUAGACAUCCUUAAAUUAGAUAGGCAAAUAAGAUUUGCUAAAUUUUAGCCCAACAGAGAUUCAAGAGAGUGAGAGAGAGAGAAAGAAACCAAAAUCCAAACCAAAAGAAUACAUAUCUCUCAGCAAAUUGGGUACCCCAAAUAGCGUAGAGACAAAUAUUUCGAUUGCGCUCACGCCAAACUAUUGACGCCACAGUCAAAAUGAAGUGCAUGUCGGCCAACGUCGUCCAACUCUGGUAACAACGUAUUUUUACAACAAACCGCGCCGCGCAACCGCAAUUCGAAUUUGUGCUAUCGCACAAAUCGGUCGACAACGCUCGCGCACGUUACACACUGGCCCGCUCACUGGCUGACAAACUAGUCACAAUACGCCAAAAACGAAUUUCAGCUUGUGAUCGUUAAACAACAUAAAUACCGCAAUAGUACACAGUGCCCGUAAAUAAGGAAAGUAAAAGUGCUCUUCCUCAGGUGUUACAUACGACGUUGAAGUAUGGAGAUGGUUCGUAUUACGAAACAAUCAUAAGAAAAUCGUAAAUAAUAUACAUACAGGCAAAUACGUAAUAGGCUUAACAUUCAAAAUAGUAACGACUAACAGAAAUAUGAAAAUAACGGUAAAGUGAAUGAUUUAUUGAAUUGAUUAGCCACUGAAGUUCAUUAGUUACGAGCAAACUCCGUCCUUUCAUUUCCUGCCUAUUUUUGAAGCGGAUGCGAUCGAUCGACUUUGGUUUUUAUCAUAUGCAUAAAUAAAUUUAUAUACGUAUAACUGUAUGUAUUUAUGCCUACGCACUUGCUGAAUAUAAAAAAUAAAUAAAGUGUGAACGCGUUUAAGUGAAAUCCAACGAAUUAAUAGAUGUCAACCAACCAAUGAGUGCUAAUUUGAAUUUGACCCAAAUUGUACGAAAUUGAACUGAGUUAAUAUUAGCAUAGAAAUACGGCUAAAAGUUUAAGAAAAUAUAAUCAAAUAAAUAAAUCAUAAACCAAAGUGUAUAUCAAAAUCUGAACGAGCGUAAAAGAGGGUGCAGAUUUUUACUUUAAAUUAAUUUUUACUAGUGAAUACGAGUAACUCAACGACAUUUCAAGCACAAUGUAUCCCCCGCGAAUAUCACUCAAAUCCCAUAUUGGGUCAUAUUUCGUUCUUUUAUUGGCUAUUGCGAAAAUAGCUCAGAUUGAGGCGGCCAUCAGCAAUGGUGACCUACCAAAAUCUUCUAACUCAACCUUGGCUGCAAUGACUUCCAGUCAUAGCACCAUUAAUCUCCAUCGACCUGAACAGCUAACUCGAGAUAUGAAUACCAGCAGAGUGAUGUCGACACAGUGGAACCCUCAGAAUGCAGUACGCCUGAAGGAUGUGUUGAAUAUCUUUGAUAUAGCGCACGUUGCAGACCGUUGGAGCAGCAUCCAGCAGGCGAUUGGUGAUAAUUGCUCCCAGGAUUUAGACAUGUAUAUACGUGGCUUGAAUGCGGGCAAUAUCUGGGCGUUGAAAAUGGAUGAUGCUUCCGGUCAUUAUACAUCUGGCUUCUUCUAUGGGAAUAACUAUUGGUUAGGUUCGCUAUCGCUAUGUGAAUCAAUUUACCACGAGGAUGACGAUGACAGGUUAAAUGCAAGGAAUGCUAAAAACUCGGGCUUACCGUUUGCCAAAGCGCAUACGCAGAUCUAUACAACGGUCUAUAAUGAGAAUCCAACAUUUGUUCCGGGUUUCUUCGUUAUAAAACUAUUCGUGAAUGAAACGAUUCCGAUAUUUGUGACUAGAACCAUCUACGUUGGCGUUUGUUUACCUUCCAGCUGUUCUACCAAAGAAGUUAACACGUUAGCAGAAUUCACACAGCAGCCCACCGCAACGCGGAAUAUUAAAGUGUUGGAUGUGCGAAUGCCCAGCAACAAGAAGUUCAACCUAUACGACGACCGAACAUUUUGGAUUUUAAUUGUCAUCUCAUUUCUGGUUUCCAUACUCAUAAUUGCCGGUACUCUGUACGAAAUUUACUUAACACAUCGGUUGAAGGCAGCGAUCCGUCGCCAGGAUAAGGAGUUGAUGAAUAAUAGUGAGACCUCGUCGGGCAUUGGGUGUGCUUCAUCGGAUUACGGCGAUUCCAUGGCACAUGAAUCGCUUAAGAAGGAGUCCAUAAAGGAAUCGCUAAAUGAGUUAAAUAUCGUACUGAAUAUGCCGCAUGAAGUAAACGGUGGUCCAACUAGUAGCAACAACACUUCGGAUGAACAUCUGGAGGGGCAUCUUCACGAACCGGAAAAACUAAGCGUUUACUCCGAAUUACUACUCUCAUUCUCGGCCAUUACCAACUUCAAUGCCAUCUGCGAUAGGAAUGUCGGCGCCGAUACCAUUCCCUGCAUACACGGACUUCGUGCUUUUUCAAUGGCGUGGGUUAUACUCGGACAUACUUGCAUUGUAGUUUUCAAAUACUCAGACAAUAUGGAGAUGCGCAAAGAAGUUGAGAAGAACUUUUUCUUCCAAGCCAUCACCAAUGGGCCAUUCAGUGUGGACACAUUCUUCUUCAUCGGUGGUUUUUUGGUUUCAUAUUUGUAUUUCCGCACGAAUGCCAAGGGAAAAUUAAAUAAACUCACAAAAGGCACCAGCGAACUGGCGGCUGGUACUGCACACUUCCUCGGAUUGGUCGCCUAUCGUUUUAUGAGGUUGACAGCACCGUAUAUGUUUGUGCUUGGAGUGGUGCAGGUAACUAUGAAAUAUCUGGCUGCAUACUCGAUUUUCGAUCCACCGACGAUGGAUCAUGAAACGUGUCCAAAAUAUUGGUGGCGCAAUUUACUGUAUAUCAACACUUUGUUUCCAGUCGAUCAAAUGUGCAUGUUGUGGAGUUGGUAUCUGGCCAAUGACACACAAUUCUACAUUAUUGGCGCCAUCAUUCUGAUCGUUGGAGUACGACAUUUUAAACUCGCCGCAGGUACAACUCUAUGUUUCUUGGUAUCAUCUUGGAUCACCACGGCUAUAAUAGCAUUUACCAACAACCAUCGACCCGAUACUGAUGAUCCGCUGGCUCUAUUCGAUAAAAUAUAUGAUAAACCCUGGACUCGUUUGGGUCCUUAUCUCAUUGGUAUGGCUGUUGGCUGGAUAUUGUUCCGCACCAAUUGUAAAAUACGUUUGCCACGUCUCACGGUGGCCACUCUCUGGGCACUUGCUCUGCUCAACCUGUUUGUACUGGUCUUCGGGUUAUACCGCGCUGAAUUAUCACAAUUCAUGGCGGCAGCUUAUAGCUCCCUUAGUCACUCAGCCUGGGCGUUAUCUUUGGCAUGGAUUACGAUUGCGUGCUCCACAGGACAUGGCGGCUACAUCAAUUCAUUACUCUCAGCUUCUUGUCUAUACCCCUUUUCGCGUGUCACCUACUGCGCGUAUCUGGUGCAUCCCAUUGUCAUACGAUCAAUGGCGCUCAAUACCGACGCACCUCUUCACUUAGGCGGUGAUACCAUGGUUAUAUUUUUCUUCGGACUUGUCGUGGCCUCAUACCUGCUUUCGUUUGUUGUGUCGAUGUCAUUCGAAGCGCCUGUGGUCACAAUGCUGAAGAUCUUGUCUCCUAGUCGAAAGAAGCGUAUCGCUUAGUUGAACUGAUAUCAAAUAUACUUAGCGUAUACAUGUACAUAUGUAUCUAUUACUUGAUUCAUUCAUAGUUACUUGUUAAUAAUGUUACUUGAAGAUGAAACCAAUGUACAUACAUACUUACAUAAAUAGGUUUUAUCAUAGGUAUGUAGACUCAUUACCACAAAUAAUUACACGCAUGCUCAAACAUAUUCCUACAUUGUAUGGGUUUGAGUGGAACGUGAAAACUAAAAUGGAAUCUAUUUAUCUCUCAUUGCGAAAAUAAACGAAGUUUAAAUCAUUCAAUUAAAACUCGAUUAAAA
Messenger RNA from Anastrepha obliqua, 3880 nucleotides. RefSeq names its product O-acyltransferase like protein-like. The coding region runs from base 1107 to 3581 and encodes 824 amino acids. The record is from RefSeq and is a predicted model, not a curated record. Gene Ontology annotation, molecular function: acyltransferase activity, transferring groups other than amino-acyl groups. NCBI's taxonomy places the organism in Eukaryota, Metazoa, Arthropoda, Insecta, Diptera, Tephritidae. The transcript has 7 exons.